AUGUCAAAGGCGAACAAGAAAGAGUACAAGGUCAACACGACGUUACUUCGGAAAAGAAGAGUGAGAGCGGAGGCCGACUGCACCUGCGGAGGGUGUCUGGCGCCCACUCUUGACCCACAUGCUACGGCCAUUGAUGGGCUUUUCUUCCAGGCAUUUGCCAAUGCGCACCCCAGGAUAGUGCCCAGGAUGAGCAUAUUGGUGUUUGGGGUCCUCACUUUCGUGGUGCGGCUGCUGCACCUUGAGGUGCCGGUCCAGUUCCUGUUCAUUGGUACACUGCUGGACAGUUUUGUGGCCACCACCGUAAUUGCGCUACACUUCCAGAAGUUCCCCCUUCUAUCCCCAGGCCCAGCCAGCCCUGGUCCCGUGGCUAAGGAAUACAACUCCUUCCCAAACCGCACCGGGCUGGUGGGCACCGAACAGGCCUCAGUCCCUGAGCUCUGGCAGCUAUGGGCAGCCCUAAGGUCCUACCUGGGUUUCUUGGGUGUGUGCAGCCUUGGAGCCUCUGUGGCUUGGGCACUAGGUGUCAGGGUGGCCUUGGCCAUCACCGUGGGCUGUGUGCUCAUCUUUGGGAACUCAACUCUGCACCUCCCAUGCUGGGGCUACGUCCUGCUGCUCCUACUCAGCACUAUUGUGCUUCUGUUUAGUCUCCUCAUCCUGGGGGCCCACCAGCAACAGCACCAGCAGGACCCCUUCCAGACAUUCCUGGUGUCCCCGAUUCCAGCCCUGAGCAUCCUCCUCAACACCUGCUUUGUGCUGAGGCUGAACUACCUGACCCGGCUGCGUUAUGUCUGGCUGCUGAUCGGUGAGUGUGGGCCAGGCUGGGGCACUGGGUGGGCUGCAGGAGGGCAGAGAGGGCAAGGAGGGUAAAGGGAUGGGGCCUGCCCUCGGAAGUGCGGUCCCUGCAAGACUCCUGGUGUAUCUCAGCUAUGAUAUCCAGCACAGCAAGGAGAGCCAGCAGCAGCUGUAGCGGCCAGCCACCGCACGCUGCAUGGUCUUCCCCCACAGCAGCCUGGGGUGGACAGUGCAGGUCGUGUACUCCCACAGCCCGGCCCAGGGGCCCAGUUUCACGGAGCAGCCCAUCAGUCCAUGAGGACAGCUGGAGGCCUGCCCACCCUUCCUCACCUCCUCAGGAGGCCGGAGGGCCUGGGAGCUCCCUCUGCCUGGGACAGCUCAUACUCUGUGCAAAGCUGGCUUCUGUCGCUCCCCAGGCGGCAUUUUGCCAAGCCUGGAGCCAAGGCUGAAGGACAGUCUGCCUGGGAGUUGAAGGUGGAAUUCUCCCACCCCUGA
Messenger RNA from Pteronotus mesoamericanus, 1287 nucleotides. It is a transcript of the gene SLC7A4, whose product is annotated as solute carrier family 7 member 4. Gene Ontology annotation, cellular component: plasma membrane. Gene Ontology annotation, biological process: amino acid transport. Gene Ontology annotation, molecular function: amino acid transmembrane transporter activity. NCBI's taxonomy places the organism in Eukaryota, Metazoa, Chordata, Mammalia, Chiroptera, Mormoopidae. The record is from RefSeq and is a predicted model, not a curated record.